CCACCGAAGUACACAAAAUCCAUCUUAAAGAAGGGCGACAAAACCAACUUUCCGAAGAAAGGAGACACUGUUCAUUGCUGGUACACAGGGAAGCUACAGGAUGGAACAGUCUUCGAUACCAAUAUUCAGACAAGUUCAAAGAAGAAGAAAGCAGCCAAACCUUUGAGUUUCAAAGUUGGUGUAGGAAAAGUAAUCAGAGGUUGGGAUGAAGCCCUCCUAACAAUGAGUAAAGGGGAGAAGGCCCAGCUGGAAAUAGAACCUGAGUGGGCAUAUGGCAAGAAGGGGCAGCCUGAUGCCAAGAUUCCUCCAAAUGCAAAACUUUUCUUUGAAGUGGAAUUGGUGGAUAUUGAAUGAAAUGAAGAGUUUCCUUUGCUGCUGGGAAUCCACUGAUGAUCAAGAAAGCUUCCAACAACUGCAGUUCUGCUCGUGUAACUUCAGGAUAGUUACAACUGUGGCCUUGUACUGAAAUCAAGUUUGUUUUCCCUGCCCCAACUGCUGUACAGUAACAUACCACUAAAGAAAACAUAGUUUAUACAUGCAA
Chaetura pelagica (chimney swift) is the source of this 541-nucleotide messenger RNA. It is a transcript of the gene FKBP3, whose product is annotated as FK506 binding protein 3, 25kDa. NCBI's taxonomy places the organism in Eukaryota, Metazoa, Chordata, Aves, Apodiformes, Apodidae. The transcript is spliced from 4 exons. Gene Ontology annotation, molecular function: peptidyl-prolyl cis-trans isomerase activity. The record is from RefSeq and is a predicted model, not a curated record. The annotation marks the transcript as partial.